Nyctereutes procyonoides (raccoon dog) is the source of this 5771-nucleotide messenger RNA. It is a transcript of the gene C5, whose product is annotated as complement C5. Gene Ontology annotation, cellular component: extracellular region. Bases 159 to 5150 code for a protein of 1663 amino acids. The record is from RefSeq and is a predicted model, not a curated record. Gene Ontology annotation, biological process: inflammatory response; complement activation. The transcript is spliced from 41 exons. NCBI's taxonomy places the organism in Eukaryota, Metazoa, Chordata, Mammalia, Carnivora, Canidae. Gene Ontology annotation, molecular function: protein binding; endopeptidase inhibitor activity.
GGCUAAUAAUACGCCAGCUUUAUGAGGCUGUUAUUUAUAAAAAUUUACAUAAGGGAGUAUGUGGAUUCCUCUUCAAAAAAAAGCACAAAACAAACUCAGGAUCCUACCCUUCCCUGCCAUUGAUUGCUUACUUGUAUUUGGUACACAGGUUUCUUCGUAUGUUCCGGGCACUGUAUGUCAUCUCAGCACCAAAAGUAUUCCGUGUUGGAGCCUCUGAAAACGUUGUAAUUCAAGUUUAUGGAUAUACUGAAGAAUUUGAUGCAACAAUCUCUAUUAAAAGUUAUCCUGAUAGAAAAUUUAGCUACUCUUCAGGCUAUGUUACUUUAUCCCCAGAAAAUAGAUUCCAAAACAAUGUGGUCUUGACGAUACAACCCAAACAGUUGUCUGGAGGACAAGGCCCAGUUUCACAUGUGUAUUUGGAAGUUGUAUCGAGGCAUUUUUCAAAAUCAAAAAAAGUGCCAAUAACGUAUGACAACGGAUUUCUCUUUAUUCACACAGACAAACCCAUUUACACUCCACAACAGUCAGUAAAGGUUAGAGUUUACUCACUGAAUGAUGACUUGAAGCCAGCCAAAAGAGAAACUGUCUUGACUUACAUAGAUCCCGAAGGAUCAGAAGUGGACAUCGUAGAAGAAAAUGAUUAUACUGGAAUCAUCUCUUUUCCUGACUUCAAGAUUCCAUCGAACCCUAAAUACGGUGUGUGGACUAUCCGAGCUAAAUAUAAAGAGGACUUUUCAACGACCGGAACCACACAGUUCGAAGUCAAAGAAUAUGUGAUGCCACAUUUUACUGUCUCAAUAGAACCAGAAAAGAGUUUCAUUGGCUAUAAGGACUUCAAUAAUUUUGAAAUUACUAUAAAAGCGAGAUAUUUUUAUAACAAGGUCGUCACUGAGGCCGAAGUGUAUAUCUAUUUUGGAAUAAGAGACGACUUAAAAAGUGAUCAAAAAGAGAUGAUGCAAAAAGCAAUGCGAGACACAAUGCUGAUAAAUGGAGUUGCCCAAGUCACCUUUAACUCCGAAACGGCGAUUAAAGAACUGUCCUACAGCAGUCUGGAAGAUCUGAACGACAAGUACCUUUAUAUUGGUGUGACAGUCAUAGAGUCUACAGGUGGAUUUUCUGAAGAGGCGGAAAUUCCUGGCAUCAAAUACAUCCUGUCUCCCUACAAACUGAAUUUGGUGGCCACUCCUCUGUUCCUGAAGCCCGGGAUCCCAUAUUCUAUCAAGGUGCAGGUUAAGGAUGCGCUGGACCAAUUGGUGGGAGAGGUCCCGGUGGCCCUGAGUGCGCACUCGGUCAACGUGAACCAAGAAGUAUCUGACUUGGAGUCAAAGAAAAGCGUGACCCGUUCCAGCGACGGAGUAGCUUCGUUUGUGGUUAAUCUUCCAUCUGGAGCAACAGCGCUGGAGUUUAACGUCAAGACUGCUGACCCAGAUCUUCCAGAAGAAAAUCAGGCCAGCAAAGAUUACCAAGCAAUAGCCUAUUCAUCCCUCAGCCAGAGUUACCUUUAUAUUGACUGGACGGAAAACUAUAAGCCCUUCCUAGUGGGGGAGCAUCUGAAUAUCAUCGUCACCCCCAGAAGUCCGUAUAUUGACAACAUAACCAACUAUAAUUACUUGGUUUUAUCCAAGGGCAAAAUUGUUCACUUUGGCAAAGCGGAGAAACUUCCAGAUUCAUCUUACCAAAGCGUAAACAUUCCAGUGACCCCAGACAUGGUUCCUUCAGCCCGUCUCCUGGUCUACUACAUCGUCACGGGAGAGCAGACAGCGGAGUUAGUGUCUGACUCAGUCUGGUUAAAUAUCGAAGAAAAGUGUGGCAACCAACUCCAGGUUCAUCUGUCUCCGAGUGCAAAUGCGUAUUAUCCAGGCCAAAGUGUGUCUCUUAAUAUGGUGACUGAGUCCAGUUCCUGGGUGGCUCUCUCAGCAGUGGACAGCGCCGUAUACGGAGUCCAGGGGCGAGCCAAGAAGCCCAUGCAAAGAGUAUUUCAAGCCUUAGAGACGAGCGACCUGGGCUGCGGGGCAGGUGGUGGCCGCAACAACGCAGAAGUGUUCUAUUUGGCUGGACUCACCUUCCUCACCAACGCCAAUGCAGAUGACACCCAAGAAGAUGAUAAGCCUUGUAAAGAAAUUCUCAGGCCAAGACGAACGCUGAAAAAGGAAAUAGAAGAGGAAGCUGCUAAGUACAAACAGGCGGUGCUGAAGAAAUGCUGCUACGACGGGGCCAACCGGAACUACGACGAGACGUGCGAGCAGCGCGCCGCCCGCAUCAAGGUGGGCCACUGGUGCGCCAAGGCCUUCAGGGCCUGCUGCAACAUCGCCAGCCAGCACCGCAUCGACUCCUACAAGCCCCUCCAGCUGGGAAGGCUGCAAAUAAAGCACCUGUUACCAGUAACCAAGCCAGAAAUAAGGAGCUAUUUUCCAGAAAGCUGGUUAUGGGAAGUUCAUCAUGUCUCUGGAAGAAGAAACCAAUUACAAUUUGGGCUUCCUGAUUCUCUAACUACCUGGGAAAUUCAAGGUGUUGGCAUUUCCGACAGUGGCAUAUGCGUCGCUGAUACUCUCAAGGUACAGGUGUUCAAAGAUAUCUUCCUGGAAAUGAAUAUACCGUAUUCUGUUGUACGAGGGGAGCAGAUCGAACUGAAAGGAACUGUUUACAACUAUAGAAGGUUUGGUAUACGGUUCUGUGUUAAGAUGUCAGCUGCGGAGGGAAUCUGCACGUCAGGAGGCUCGUCCGGUGACCACCGGGACCCAGACCCCUCCAAAUGCCAGUCCCAGAGGUUAGAGGGCUCCUCCAGCCACCUGGUGACCUUCAGCGUGCUGCCCCUGGAAAUCGGCCUCCACAACAUCAACUUUUCCCUGGAGACUUCGCUGGGAAGAGAAAUCUUAGUCAAAACACUACGAGUGGUGCCGGAAGGUAUCAAAAAGGAAAGUUACGCUGGUGUUACUCUGGACCCAAGGGGUAUUUACGGUGUCAUUAGUAGACGGAAGGAGUUCCCAUACAGGAUACCAUUAGACUUGGUCCCCAAAACAGAAGUCAAAAGGAUUGUGAGUGUAAAAGGAAUGCUCAUGGGUGAGGUCAUGUCUGCCGUUCUGAGCCAGGAAGGCAUUGACAUCCUCACCCACCUCCCCAAGGGGAACGCGGAAGCAGAACUGAUGACCGUUGUCCCGGUGUUCUACGUUUUUCACUACCUGGAGGCAGGAAGUAAUUGGAAUAUUUUUUCUCCUAAUUCAUUAAUGAAAAAGCAGAGCCUGAAGAAUCAGCUGAAACAAGGGAUGGUGAGCAUCACGUCCUUCCGGAACGCCGACUACUCCUACAGCAUGUGGAAGGGCGGAGACGCUAGCACCUGGUUAACAGCGUUUGCUCUGAGAGUGCUCGGACAGGUGCAGAAGUACAUAGGCCAGAACCAGAACUCAAUCUGCAAUACUCUGCUGUGGCUGACGGAGAACUGCCAACUGGAGAACGGAUCUUUCAAAGAAAACUCCCAGUACCAACCAGUAAAGUUACAGGGGACUUUGCCUACUGAAGCCCACGAGCACUCCUUGUACCUCACGGCCUUCGCGGUCAUUGGAAUUAGAAAGGCCUUUGACCUGUGCCCACUGCAGAAAAUCAGCGCGGCCCUCACCAGGGCGGACGCCUUCCUGCUCGACGGCGCGCCCUCAGCCCGCAGCACCUUCACGCUGGCCAUCGCCGCCUACGCGCUUUCCCUGGGGGACAGGACGCACCCGCAGUUCUACUCCAUCCUCUCGGGGCUGAAGAGGAAAGCUUUGGUUAAAGGUGACCCCAUCGUCUACCGUUUUUGGAAGGACGACCAUCAAGAGCCAGAGAGGUCCACGGCGACCGCGGGCACAGCUCGCACGGUGGAAACCACCGCCUACGCUUUGCUCGCCUGUCUGAGCCUCAGAGACGUCGCCUACGUUAACCCGGUGGUCAGGUGGCUGUCUGAGGAGCAGAGGUACGGAGGCGGCUUCUACUCAACCCAGGAUACAAUUAAUGCCAUCGAGGGCCUCACAGAAUAUUCACUCCUGAUUAAACAACUGCACUUGAACAUGGAUGUCAAGAUUUCUUAUAAGCAUAAAGGCGACCUCUACCAUUAUAAGAUGACCGAGAAGAAUUUCCUGGGGAGGCCAAUAGAGGUGCCUCUCAAUGAUGACCUCGUGGUCAGCACUGGGUUCAGCAACGGCCUGGCCACGGUGCACGUGACAACCGUGGUUCAAAAAACCAGUACCUCUGAGGAAGUUUGCAGCUUUGAUUUGAAAAUUGACUCCCAAGACAUAGAAGCGUCCAGCUUCCGAGGCUACAGCGACUCGGAUUACAAGCGCAUCAUAGCAUGUGCCAGCUACAAGCCCAGCAAAGAAGAAUCAUCAUCUGGGUCCUCCCACGCCGUGAUGGAUAUCUCCCUGCCUACCGGAGUCAGCGCAAACAUAGAAGACCUACGAGCUCUUGUGGAAGGAGUGGAUCAGCUGCUCACUGACUACCAGAUCAAAGACGGGCAUGUUAUCCUGCAGCUGGAUUCCAUUCCUUCGGAUGAGUUCCUUUGUGUUCGAUUCCGGAUAUUUGAGCUUUUUCAAGUUGGGUUUCUGAGUCCUGCCACGUUCACGGUGUACGAAUACCACAGGCCAGAUAAGCAGUGCACCGUGUUCUAUAGCCCAUCCGGUUCCAAACUGCAGAAAGUCUGUGAAGGAGUAACGUGCAAAUGCGUAGAAGCUGACUGCGGACAAAUGCAGGCAGAAUUGGAUCUGACGAUCUCUGCAGAUGCGAGGAAAGAAACCGCCUGUAAACCAGAUAUUGCCUACGCUUAUAAAGUCCUUAUCACAUCCAUCACUAAGGAAAAUGUCUUCAUUAAGUACGCUGCGACCCUCCUGGAUGUCUACAAAGCUGGCGAGGCCGCUGCCCAGAAAGACUCUGAAAUCACCUUCAUUAAAAAGGCCACGUGUGCGAACGCUGAGCUGGAGAAAGGAAGACGCUAUUUAAUUAUGGGUAAAGAAGCCCUCCAGAUAAAACACAAUUUCAGUUUCAAGUACAUCUACCCCCUGGACUCCUCGACCUGGAUUGAAUACUGGCCUACGGCGGACGCCGCGUGCCCAGCCUGCCCGGCGUUCUUGGCCAAUUUGGAUGAGUUUGCCGAAGACAUCUUUCUAAACGGCUGUGAAAACUCCUGAACUAGUUGAGCUAUGCACAGUUUUCACCCUGGGCUCCUGCUGCUGAAGGGUCUUCCUUUCCUUCCUUCCUUUCUUCUCUUUUUCCUAAAAACCAUUCACGGCUGGUCUUAUUGGGAAAGCUCGCUUUCCUUAGAAUUAGUGGCACUUGCUGUUAUUAGGGGAUGAUUUUAAGAGCUGUAACUUUCGGAAAUAACAUGGCCUUGGGGGGCAUGGAGACAGAGCCUCCUUCCAAGGUUAUCGGACACCAGAUGCAAUAAAAAUUGGAACGACUCCUAGACCCGCCACUCAGGAACGCUUGCUGGGGACGCAAGAGUAGCCCCACUGAAGUGUGGUUUCUUACCAUUAUGGCCUUUGCUUGAAAGAAAACACCAAGGAACAGAGAAGGGAUCAUUAAAACCUGACUUUGCGGGGAUCCCUGGGUGGCGCAGCGGUUUGGCGCCUGCCUUUGGCCCAGGGCGCGAUCCUGGAGACCCGGGAUCGAAUCCCACGUCGGGCUCCCGGUGCAUGGAGCCUGCUUCUCCCUCUGCCUGUGUCUUUGCCUCUCUCUCUCUCUCUCUCUGUGUGUGACUAACAUAAAUAAAUAAAAAUCAAAAAAAUAAAAUAUAAAAUAAAUAAAAUAAA